Messenger RNA from Phragmites australis (common reed), 1720 nucleotides. RefSeq lists its product as uncharacterized. The coding region runs from base 496 to 1659 and encodes 387 amino acids. NCBI's taxonomy places the organism in Eukaryota, Viridiplantae, Streptophyta, Magnoliopsida, Poales, Poaceae. The record is from RefSeq and is a predicted model, not a curated record. The transcript has 3 exons.
CACUAAAGCCGCUCAUAAUAUACUCUCUCUCUCUCGUUGUCAAAGCAAAACCGCUGCUCCAGGGAGAAUUGAGAUGCAAUGUACGUGCAAAGGGGCGCUAAAUCAAACCGGCUAAAACAGCUCAAAGCAAAUAAAGCACUUUGGUGUUCCAGAACAUCUUUAACAGAACAAUAAUCCGACUCCGAUGGUUCAUUCAUAACCAUACAGUUCGAUCGACCCCUGGCACAAUGAUGCGGCAUCAUGCCACCCUCUCCUCUUUCCGGCUGGCAUCUGCCUCCUCUUGUUCCUCUUUACCACAAAGAAAAAGGAAGCGUAGAACCCCACUUUUCUCUGCCCAUUUUAAUCCUUAGCUAGCACAGGCUCAUGUCCCUACAACAGCACUGAAGAACUCGAAGUCAUUAGGAGCUGGUACAAAUUUGUCUCCUUUUCUAUUCAACCAUGUAUAUAAGCUACUGGGGCACCGAGAAGUAAUCCAAGCAAAGCAUACGGCCACCGAUGGCUACUGCAUCCUUCGUCACCUACCUUCAGAAUCCCAGGGAGCUACCGGUGCCGGAGUUCCGGGCACCGCCGCCGUCCCCGGUCACCGGCGUUCUUACAGGCAGCAGCUCAGGGUCGUCCGGGUACGGCGAGUGCCAGGACGAUGACGAGAUCGGCAGAUUCUUGCGCUGCGCCGCCAGGGUCCCGGUGCUGCUGCUGCCGGAGAGGCCCGUCCCACGGAAGAAUAAGAAGAAGGCACCGUGGGCCCCGCCUGUCAUCGACAUGCGCCUGCUGAACUUACCGUCACCGGUGGGCGGAGGUGGGCCGACGGUGGAGGCGCUGAAGUCGGCGGCCGUCGCGUUUGGCUGCUUCCAGGUGGUCGGCCACGGUGUCGACGGGGGCUUGCUCUCGGCAGCGCUGCGUGCUGCGACGGCAAGGGGGGGACCGCCGGCAUGGGGGGAGAUGGAAAGCAGUGGACGAGGAGACGAGGAUGGUGAGGAGCUGUGGUGGCUACCGGGCGAAGGAGACCACGAGAUGGCGGGAAAUUGGCCGUUGCAAAAUGGCGGCAGCCAAUUAAGGAACAGAGCAGAUGAUUUAUUCAGUCAGCUGGAGCAAGCCUCAACCAAGAUCAUGCACGCCUUGCAGCAAGGCAGUGCAACUGCUGGUGCAACUGAAGCCGUGCCGAAAGCUGACCGAACCGGCUCGCUUCUCUGCAUCAGCAAGCACCUUCGCGAGCAAGUCAGCGCCUGCGGCCCGAUCAGCCAAGACGACGUCCUUCGGAUGCUGCUACGGAGCUCGCGGUGCUCGCGCGCUCUCGCCCUCCACCUCUGCCCCGGCGCGUCGGGGUUCCACAUCUUCUCGCGGCGAGGCUGGUCGAGGUUCCACCCCCUCGACGGCGCCGUCGUGGUCACCGUCGGGGACCAACUCCAGGCAGGGAGCGGUGGGCUCUACAAGAGCGUGUCCGGGAAACCGGCUUACAGCAACGAUGAUCUCCGACGAGACGGUGGCGGAGAUGCCGUCUCGGCGGAGUUCUUCCUUUCCUGCUCUUCGACCGGCGCGGCAAAGGAGGCCCUGAACGCGGACGUCGGAAAUAUCAUCCCAUUGAAUCUGCAGAUCAUAGUAGCAGCUUGCCUUGUGCUUGUUUACCAUUUCUUCCUGUCAUGCUUGUAUGCGAUCUGGUGAUCCUCAGCAACAGCAGGCUUGGUCCUCUCUCCAGAAUAUGCGAGUAUGCAACACAGCUUGU